Lucilia cuprina (Australian sheep blowfly) is the source of this 1873-nucleotide messenger RNA. RefSeq names its product juvenile hormone esterase-like. The record is from RefSeq and is a predicted model, not a curated record. Lineage: Eukaryota; Metazoa; Arthropoda; Insecta; Diptera; Calliphoridae. The transcript has 5 exons. The coding region runs from base 122 to 1834 and encodes 570 amino acids.
UUUCAAGCAGAUAUAUUUUAAAGUCUUUAUAGAAUUUUAUAGAGAAUGAAAUAGUGUCAAAGCAAAGUAUUUAAAAUACUUUUAAAUUAAUUGAUAUACAAUCGAACUUUGAAGUUUCACAAUGGCAAUAAGUUCUUUCGUUGCCACACUAUUAUUAUGUUAUUUUAUAGCAAAUGUAUUUUUUGGUGUUGUACAAUGCAUUGACCCUUUAAAAGUUUGUCUACCAGAUGCUGGAUGUUAUAUUGGUAGAUACAUGGUAAGUUAUAAUGAAAAGGAAAUUGAAACAUUUCUAGGAAUUCCAUAUGCAUUGCCACCUCUACGAUUUCAGACACCGAGACGUUAUCGCAGCAAUGAAACUCACCAGGCCAAGGUAGCCAGAUGCGCGUGCAAGCAAAGAAACUACCUUGAUCAUCAGAAACCGAUAAUUGGCAGUGAAGAUUGUUUAUAUUUAAAUUUAUACAGACCAUCGCUGCAAUAUUUUAAAUUAAUACCCGUAUUAGUACAUUUCCAUGGUGGUGGAUUUUUUAGUGGAGCAACUAGUCCUUUUUUUUUGGGUCCCGAAUACAUAAUGGAUGGGCAGGAUCUUGUUCUUGUAACGGUUACCUAUCGAUUGGGUCCAUUUGGUUUCCUAGGUACUAGUGAUGGUGUCAUACCCGGUAAUAUAGGUUUAAAGGAUCAGGUUAUGGCCCUACAAUGGGUAUACAAUAACAUAGAGUAUUUCGGUGGCGAUAAAUUUCGGGUCACGCUGAUGGGACAAGAUGCCGGAGGAAUGUCAGCUCAUUUGCAUACGUUUAGCAGAUUAUCGCGCGGCUUAUUUAGUGCCAUUAUAUCAAUAAGUGGAACGGCCAAUUCAAUAUAUGCCAUUGAUGAAAAUCCUAAUCAAACAGCCCGGCUGACCGCAAAAUAUUGUAAUGUAUCAAAUUGGGAUACAAUUAAUACGCGUAAGUUGUACUCGUCGCUUUUAUUCAUGGAUGCAAAUACUCUGCUUUCUGCCGGAGAUGGUUUAAAAUUUUGGAAUAUUGAUAGUUUAUGCAACUAUAAGCCAUUCGUUGAAGUAGAUAAACGUUUUUCUUUUCUAACCAAACACCCCAGCUAUUAUAUGAGCAAUGGCGAAUUCUGGCCAGUAGCUUCAUUGUUUGGUCGAGUACCGAAUGAGGGCGCUGUUCGUGCGGUGAAUAUCAUGGAAAAUGAGGAUUUACGUAAUGAUUUUAAUUCGAAUUUCUGGAAUUUAUCGGCGAAAAUGUUGGAGUUUCCAUCGACAUUUAGCGAUGAAAAGAAGUUAUCACGUACGAAGAUAAUCUUAGAUCAAUAUCAUUUACAAAAUUUUCACUUAGAUGGUAAUACCGUUCGACAAUUUAUGCAACUCUUAACAGAUCGUAUAUAUUAUCAUCCCAUGUAUAAAACUUUUAAAUAUUAUGUUGACAAAGUCGACCUACGUAAACAUCCGCUUUAUUUUUAUAUUUUCAAAUUUGAGGGAGAAUUAUCAUAUGCUGAAAAAUAUGCUGAUCAUCCAAUUAGACGUGAUUAUAACGUAAUUCAUAAGGAUGAUCAAAUAUAUUUAUUUCGAACGCGUUACCUAUUUCCCGAUAUUGAAAAGAAUACAGUAGCAGCGAAAAUGAUUCAAAUAUAUACUCGGUUUUUAUCAAAUUUUGUUUAUUACAGAAAACCAGCUUUUUCCAAAUUUACACGUUGCAACAGUUCUAAUUUUUUCCCAGCAUCCGGUCUAAUAUGCGAUUAUUUUCAACUUCUUAGUAAAAAUAAUUCAGUCAGAGUGGAAACUAAUAAUACCUGGGAUACGAAUAAGAUGUUUAUUUGGGAUGAAAUAUUGUCUUAAGAAAUAUGCUAUAAAUAAAAUGAAUAGUUACAGUAACUA